Cryptotermes secundus is the source of this 6439-nucleotide messenger RNA. RefSeq names its product eIF-2-alpha kinase GCN2 (gene Gcn2). Lineage: Eukaryota; Metazoa; Arthropoda; Insecta; Blattodea; Kalotermitidae. The record is from RefSeq and is a predicted model, not a curated record. Gene Ontology annotation, biological process: regulation of translational initiation by eIF2 alpha phosphorylation; DNA damage checkpoint signaling. Bases 63 to 4958 code for a protein of 1631 amino acids. The transcript has 28 exons. Gene Ontology annotation, molecular function: protein binding; ATP binding; eukaryotic translation initiation factor 2alpha kinase activity. Gene Ontology annotation, cellular component: cytosol.
GUUAGUUUAGUCAGCUAGAGGGAUUUUAGUUUACGGUAGUAGUAAAGGUAUUCUACCGGUCUAUGCAAUCUAUGCACCUAUGCUUAUUGCAGGCAUGGUUUGACGUAGCCGGUAUGGAAUCUCUGCAGGAGAGGCAAGAGAACGAAAUACAGGCACUUAAGGCUAUCUUCACCCAUGAACUGCAGGAUGUUCGUGAAAAGGAAGCCUGGAAUGUGUGGCGUCCUCUUGAAAUUGUGAUCACAUUGACACCUCAGCAAGGAAGCAGUGGUCUGCAGGAAGUGCAUGCUCAUAUUGACCUUCAUGUGACAUGUUCAGAGCAGUACCCAGAACAGGUACCAAAGAUUGAACUUGAGAAGAGCAAGGGUCUCUCACAUCAGCAUGUUGUCCAGUUACAGUCUGAGUUAGUGAGUUUAGCUCAGGAACUUAAGGGUGAAGUGAUGAUAUUUGAACUUGCUCAGCAUGUAAAAAAAUUCCUCCAUGUUCACAACAAACCAGGAUUUAAAUCUUUCUACGAGGAGAUGUUGUCACUCCAGGAGAAGCAGCAACAACAACAGCAGCUGAUCAAGAAACAGAAGGAAGACAAACAGAGGCAGGCAAUUCAGGAUGAAAUCCAAAGAAAGCAGGAAGCCCUGAAGGAGGAGCAGCGACGUCAGAGGAGUCAGUGCAGGUCUGCUGAUGACGACAAAGCUUCACCUGUUAACAGUAACCAUCCUGGGCAUGCUGAGAGAAGUCAGAGCUGCAGUUAUGUGCGCAGCUGUUCAAACUCCAGGAGGAGGAGUCAGAGCUCAUCAGAGAGCAACGUGAGUUCCCCAUGCAGUCAUAAGGGAACAAAACUUAUGCAGUUCACUCAUCGGGGUGAGAGACAGAUUUACCGUGGUACAUGUUUAGGUCACAGUCCAAGAGGCAGCAUAGUAUAUGCUGGUGUAGAUGCAACAACAGGUGAAGUGGUUGCCAUUAUUGAAUGGUCAUUCAAACUGAAACCAAAGAAUAGCAAGAAAUUGGCUUUACAUGAUACGGGUUCUGAUUCCAGCAAUCUCACAAAUUACAUGAAGCAGGUAUCUAGUAUUGAACAAGAAUUGAAUUAUCUUCAGAAAUUGAAGCAUGAAAAUUUAAUUCAGUAUAUUAGCAUGAAAUGUGUUCAGGAAAAAGAAUAUCUGGUCAUUUAUAUAGUUCAGGAAUUUGUAAAUGGUAUAAAUUUAGCCUUUUGCCUUAUGGAAAACUUGCCUGUAGAUGGAGAUUUCUUACGACAUUAUUCAGCUGGCAUUUUGUGUGCAUUGGCUUACUUGCACAGUAACAACGUUGUCCAUAAAGACCUCCGAGAUACCAGUGUGUUCAUUGGCAAAUGUGGUGUAGUUAAAGUUGGAGACUACAGCCUGGACAAACGUUUGGCGGAUAUUUCCCAGGCCUUUGUGAAUGGAAAAGGAGACAACACUUACCCUCCGUCUCUUGGUCGAGGAGGCAAGAAAGCUGACAUUUACCGCUUUGGAAUUCUGAUGCUGUCCCUUAUCAGUGGCUGCAUAAUCCAUGACACUGUACCUGAAAUACCACCCACCCUUCAGCCAGAACUCAGAGAUUUUCUCUCAAAGUGCCUGUUGAAAGAUGAGCGACAGAGAUGGAGUGCAGAACAGCUGUUAGAGCAUCAGUUUCUUAAAAGCCCUGUGGAACAUGGGCUGAGUCCACAGUGGAGUAUAGAAGAAAAGCAGAAAUAUAUGGAGGAGACUGAAGAUGAAGAACCAGAUUCCGAUAUCCAUUUGUUUUUGCCAGCUAAUCCCAAAGGACAGUCUCGAAUCCAAAAUGAAUUUGAGGUUUUAAAGUGGUUAGGAAAGGGUGCCUUUGGAGAUGUUUUGAAGGUUCGUAAUAAAUUGGAUGGUGGUAUGUAUGCAAUCAAGCGUAUUGAACUAAAUCCAAAGAACAAACAGCUGAACAGAAAGAUAACUCGUGAAGUAAAGCUUCUGUCCCGCCUGAACCAUGAAAAUGUUGUGCGCUACUACAACUCAUGGAUAGAGAGUGCAACCAUUGAACCUGCUUCGAUACUGAGUAGCACUGCCCCUUCUCCUGCACCCUGUGUCAUCACUAAGCUGGAUUCUAACCAGUUAGUCCUCUCUGAUGACGUCGAGAGAUUGGCUCCGCCCGUGACAGAUGUGAGUGUAGAGUGGAGUGUGUCGUAUGAAUCCAGAGCAAGCGCUUUGCACGAGGAGAGUGCCAGUUCUGAUGACAGCUCAGAUGAAGAUGAGGGUUGGAUUAGCUUUAUGCCUUGUUCUGCUUCCUCAGAUGGGAUUUUGUUUGAGAAGGAUGAGGUGGUGACGACAUGUUUGCAAUCUGAGACAGACUGUGAAGAGAAUAAAGAUUCAGCUGUUGCUUCACACUGCAGAGAGAUACAGUUCAUGUAUAUACAGAUGGAGUUCUGUGAGAAGAGCACAUUAAGGACUGCUAUUGACAGUGGGUUGUGUGAGGAUGAGGAGAGGAUAUGGCGACUUUUCAGGGAGAUAGUUGAAGGUUUAGCACACAUCCAUCAGCAGGGCAUGAUUCAUCGGGACCUGAAACCAGUAAAUAUUUUCCUUCAUUCAAAUGAUCAUGUCAAGAUAGGUGACUUUGGACUGGCUACAACCAACAUUUUGCCAAGACAUCUGGCCUCAACUCCUGCAAAGGAUCAUGUUGCUGAUGGAAAGUUGACAGAUACACCUUCAUUCUCACAUGAGAUGGGAGAUGGCUCCUUGACUGGGCAGGUGGGAACAGCCUUGUAUGUUGCUCCUGAACUCAGUACAUCAGGCAAUAAAUCAAUUUACAAUCAGAAAGUUGAUAUCUACAGUUUGGGUAUAAUAUUCUUUGAGAUGUGUUAUCAUCCACUUCUGACAGGCAUGGAGAGAGUGAAAGUUCUGGUAAAUCUUCGGAGCAGUGAGAUUAUUUUGCCUUCUGACUUUACACAAGAUGGAAAGUCACAACAGGUUCAUAUCAUUAGAUGGCUUCUAAAUCAUGACCCAAGUCAGCGUCCAACAUCUCUUGAGUUACUGCAGUCAGAUUAUGUUCCACCACCUCAGCUGGAAGAAGCAGAACUGCAGGAAAUGGUUCGUCACACGCUAUCCAACCCUCAGAGCAAAGCAUAUAAAUAUCUUGUGAGCUCUUGCUUUAAACAGGAGGUAACACGAGCAGAAGACAUAACGUUUGAUAUGAAUGUUGGCAAGAGCACAUCGUUGCCCAUACCACUAAUGCUGCAAGAACUAGCAAAAGAGAGAAUUGUGCGAGUGUUCCAGAAGCAUGGUGCCACCUGUCUGUCGACACCUCUUCUCAUGCCACAGAACACAUUAUAUGACAACACAGAAUCCUGUGUGCGCCUCAUGACUCACUCUGGUGGCAUUGUAAGCAUCCCACAUGACCUCCGUGUCCCAUUUGCACGCUACGUGGUCUGGAAUGGAAUUACGUGUCUCAAGAGAUAUGCCAUUGAUAAAGUGUACAGAGAAAAGAGAGUGUAUGGCUUUCAUCCAAGAGAACUGUAUGAAUGUGCAUUUGAUAUUGUCACUCCAAACACAGGAACUCUGAUGGCAGAAGCUGAGUUACUUUCCAUAGCUUGGGAAGUCGUGAAUGAGUUCCACAGUCUCCGAGACAAGACCUGUGUGAUUCGUCUGAAUCAUGCAUAUCUCUUGAAAGCAAUUCUGAUGCACUGUGGGAUUGAGGAAGAGAAGUACCAUGACAUUUACACUAUUCUUAGUGAGGCCAAGGAUGAGAAAUAUUCAAAGUUUCAAGUGCAAACUCAUUUAAUCAGUCUCUGUCUAAAGGACCAUGUAAUGGUUACAUUGUUUAGUCUAAUUGGGACAGAGAAUCCAAUUUCCAAAGUUGCCAGUGCUUUCCGUAUUAUCACCAAGAGAAAGGGUGAGGCAGCAUCAUUAGCCAAGCAAGGCUUGCAUGAAUUAGAGACGAUUAUCUCCAACACAGAAGCCCUAGGAGUGAAGUGUCCUAUUGUGGUUGCCCCAGGACUUGUGUACAAUGUGCAGCAGUACUCGGGUAUGAUGUGUCAGCUAGUAUGUGAAUUAAAAAAGAAAAGAAGACGAAGCGGAAUGGAUGUAAUUGCUGCUGGCGGGAGAUAUGAUCAUAUGCUGGCCGACUUCCGUAAAACACUGGACAUUACUGGUAUAGCCUCUAAGGAGGUAAGUCAGGCUGCAGCUGGGAUCAGCAUCUCACUUGACAAGAUAGUGUCUGUGUUACAAGAUGAGAGUAAUGCUCCAGCUGUUGACGUUGUGGUCUGUUCUGUUGGUCAUCGAUCCAUGGUGAAGGAAAAGGCAGCUGUGAUUCGAGAACUCUGGGCAGCUGGCAUAAAGAGUUCUCUCAUAGACAGUCAUCAGAGUUUAGAAGAAAUCCAGGACUACUGCCAAGAGAAUAUGGUGCCUCACAUAGUUAUGCUGAAGGACACAGAAACAGGAACCCUUCGGGUUCGAAGCUGGGAAAAGGAGAGGUUUCAAGAGAGGAAGGUGAAUGCCUCAGACCUGGUAGAGUUCUUGCAACGGUUGCUGAAGAGCAGUGGUGAGACUGCGGAGGCAAACAGUAUGCUGACAAGAUCAGAGUGUAAGGUGCCAUGCAGUGAUCCUGCAGGAGGAAAUUCCUUAGUGAAUAUAAACUUUCUAACUGUGGAAAAAUACCCAGCCAGUACUCGAAGGAGAUUUGAAGUUCAGAUGUUGUCACACAUGUCCAGCACACUUCAGUGUCUAUCUGCUAAAGUUCGUGUGGAAGUGUUGGCCCUGAAUGUGGAGUCUGCAGCAGUAAAGACAUUGGCUAUGCAUCUUGAGUUGGAUUUGGACCAACAAGAAUUUCAGAAGAGCAUUGCACUAGUAACUGAAAGGCACCCACGCCAUAGGAAAUACUUGAUAAGAAUCUGUGAUGAAAUCCAUGAUCUGAGAUGUGAAAAGAACUGUCCAGUAAUUAUACUAUAUAGCUUAGGUGAUAACGUUUUUAAAGUUCUUAUGUGACUGAAUAUUCCUGCCAACAGUACCUGUACUGAAGAACAAAGAGUGGCUACAAGUUUUUGUAUAUUUAUGUUUUGUGAGAUGGUUUAUAUUAGAUGUUGGUGCUGAAAGUUCUGAAAGUUUUGAAGGAUGAUUAAUGCCUGGCCCGCAACCAGUAUAAAACAGCAUUAUUAUGAACUUAAUGACCAUUUGGUAUUGAGAACACUUUGCAUUUCAUUGUGUUCUGUGCUACCAGUCUGUGAUAUGGAAGAAUAAAGUAUACUUAUAGAAAAUGUGUUGCAUUCCAUGCUUUGCAGAGCACACCAGUUUUCUGAGCACUAGUAAAAUCUGUUGACAGUGUGUACUAGCAUUAAUCUUGUACUUUCCCUUUCCCAGAUUCAUAUGUCUGUCUUUAACUGAACCAGCAAUUAUUCUGUAAAGAAUUCAUUGUUGCAUAUUCAGUACCUUUUCUGCACAUGAGGUUCUGCAAACUGCAUUUUACAGUUUAGAUUUUGUAUGGAAAAGUGUGUUGAAUGCUCUUUUUAUAACAGACUGCACAUAGUUGAGAACUUGUGGGUAAGAACGUUCAUUUUUGUAUGUAAUCUCAUUUUGCUCUCUUUUUAUUAUGGGAGGACUAUAGCGAGGAAAAUUUUUCCAUCCCCAUAGUAUAUGUUUCCAGGGCUCCAGAAAUGUGGUGUGAGUCUCCUAACUACUCCUCAUAUCCAGUCACUCACAUGUUGGAUUUGAGGUUCUCACAGCAAUGACUAUGAAGAGCAUAGUUUUCUGGAUCUUAUUGCCAUGCAGUGUGGAGAAAGACAGAACUUUUGGGGGAACAUAAUACCUCCAUUUUCAAGGAAGAAGAGUAAGUGAAACUAGAAACUAACAGAAGCAGGUGGUAAGCUCAGCUUCUGUUGGUUUCUUGCUUGUCUUAUUCUUCUUCCCCAAAAAAGGAGGCAUUAUAUUAUCCCAAAAAUUAGCCAAUCUCUGAACUCUAUGGUGUUGCAACAGAGAAGCAAGUGCUCUUCAGUCACAGUCUGAGAAGUAUGCCUUAUACACAUAUUUGUUUGCAUGUGAGUAACCUCAGUUAACUUACCAGUAUAUUUCUGGAGCCCUGAUUUGCUCUCUGACUAGAUUAUGGCAUGUAGAGUGCUUUUAAUGUAAAAAGGAAUUACAAGUGUGAAAGGUAUAGAUUGUAGUCUCCAAUAAAGAGUUUAUAUUUCUCAUUUUUACAUUAUAUUUUACAUUGAAAUUUAAAAAAUGAGAUUGAAAUGUUGUAUUAGUAGAUAUUUAUUCAUAAUACAUACUAUCAGUUGAUAGUAAUUAUAAGUGAAUUAGAUGAGAAAAUAAAGAACACUUAUGUUGCAGGGACCACAUAAACCCAAUACAUUUUAUGUAUUUGCCCUUUGAUGAAGACUGGAAAUUACUUCUCUGUUUCUUACAUUUUUACCAUUGUUUUGUCUCUGAAUAAAGUUCAUGCUUUGAAGACAUAAGAAAAUAUUCUAGUG